Puccinia graminis f. sp. tritici CRL 75-36-700-3 is the source of this 672-nucleotide messenger RNA. RefSeq lists its product as uncharacterized. Bases 1 to 672 code for a protein of 223 amino acids. The record is from RefSeq and is a predicted model, not a curated record. NCBI's taxonomy places the organism in Eukaryota, Fungi, Basidiomycota, Pucciniomycetes, Pucciniales, Pucciniaceae. The transcript is spliced from 3 exons.
AUGGCCCAUUCCACUCCUCGUCAUACUCCGACUCGCAGUCGUACCCCUUCUGUUCCCCCAUCACAACGUUCCACCCGCAUAGUUACUCCUCUUCGCACCAAUGCCAGAUAUGUCCAAACAAAUAGUGACUGCCGUAAAUUGUUAUCUCAAGAUCCGAGAAGUUCCUCUGACUCUGAAUCUAGUAUCUCCGGGAUUCCCAAGCCAUCAAGAUCCAAUGCCAACCCUCGGCAAAAUCAAAAGAAAAAAACCAAUCCAACGAACAAACCAACACCAACCGGACUCAAACUUUACUUUCUUGAACCAUUCUAUGAGGAGGGGGAAACAAAGGAAGGGCCUCCAAUGCAUUACAAAUGCAAAUGGUGUGGCAUUCCCUAUAAGAAAGGUGAUGGCUCCCGUGGAAAUCUAGUUAAACAUCGUGAUGGUGCCACCAAUCAAUCUGCCUGUAAUAAACGAGCCAAGGCAAUCCGCUCAGGAGCUAAACUACCACUAACUGCAAAAGAGAUUGCCUCCAAAAAGCGCUCCAAAGAAUCUGGCACCGCAAACUUCAUACAUUCAGCAAAAUUUGAUCCCAAGAUACUCAACCAACUCAUUGUUCUAUGGAUCGUACAAAGCUCAUUGCCAUGGAGCCGAAUCGAAGAUAAACUUCUGGGUCUUGCCUUCCGUUACACUUGA